Mya arenaria is the source of this 1560-nucleotide messenger RNA. RefSeq names its product proton-coupled folate transporter-like. Gene Ontology annotation, cellular component: membrane. Gene Ontology annotation, molecular function: transmembrane transporter activity. The record is from RefSeq and is a predicted model, not a curated record. The transcript is spliced from 4 exons. Gene Ontology annotation, biological process: transmembrane transport. NCBI's taxonomy places the organism in Eukaryota, Metazoa, Mollusca, Bivalvia, Myida, Myidae. The coding region runs from base 1 to 1476 and encodes 491 amino acids.
AUGGCCAGCAAGACCGAGGAUGAACGGUUGCUUCCGGAAAAGGAAGAUGUCACUGCGGUAAAUAUUAUAAAUGAAAAUCGUUAUUCCUUAGCAGGACAAGUGAAUAGGGGGCGGUUUUAUAUUAGUCUCACCUUGGUCCUCCUUGUGUUCAAGGGCUGUGAGGGAAUGGCGAUGGCGACAUUGAAACAGUUUGUGUACGCUUGGUGCGAAAACAACACUGUUCCUUCCACCGAGGCGCUCAACGAAUCAAGAGAAGAUUUGAACACUACCGACUGUGUUUCAGGAGAAACCGAAGCCCAGAAGCUGGCAUCUUCGUGGGAGCUUUACCUGAAUCUUCUAAUCGCAUUCUUUACAUAUUUCUCACUAUCAAUAUUCGGGACUUUGUCGGACUAUCUUGGACGGAAGACGUUCUUGUGUAUCGCAAUCGCCGGAUUCGCCGUUCGGUGCUUGGUAAUAUCGGUGGUAAUAUAUUAUGGCUUACACAUAGCGUGGGUGUUGCUUGCUAAUGCAGUGGACGGGAUCUGCGGGUCAAACUACAUGAUCAGUCUGAUGACGUACACGUGUACAGCGGAUAUGACACACAGAGCGCACGAGCGCGUCUUCGCUUUAACUGUCAUGGAAACUGUUAUUGGUGUUGGCAAACUGACAACCGAGUUCGGGAACGGAUAUUUCAUUCAUAGGUUUGGGUUCCUCUACCCAAUGCUAACUGCAGCAUUUGGAUGCAUUGUAGGAUUUUGCAUAGCUAUUACUUUUUUUCAAGACACGUAUAAACGUAGUGAACACAAACACCGCGAAGAAUCUCGUCUCCCAUCUAUUAAACAGUUGUGUAAAAACUAUAUUGGGUUUUACGUGCGGGAUGGAUCUUCUCAGGAGAGGGAGUCGUUUUUGCUGUGCAUGUUAAUAUUUUUCAUGAACGAGUUCACUAUACAAGGUCGCUCCAAUGCGCUGACGCUCUUCCAAUUAAGCAGUCCGUUCUGCUGGUCUUCUGAGGUGCUAGGUUGGUACAGCGCUGCUUACAUCGCCGUCACGAUGGUAGCCGGCUGUCUCGUGCUGAAGAUCUUCCAGCAGUGCUUUUCCGACCCCGUGAUCGCGUGUAUCGGGCUGCUGUCUGGAAUAGGCUUUCUGGUGGUCACUGGCCUUGCCUCAGAUACUCUGGAGGCUUUUCUUGCACUGGCCGUCGGCAUCAUGAGUAUACUUCCUAAGUCAAUUCUAAGGGGAAUAGCUUCAUCCCGGGCCUCAGAGAGUUUACAAGGUUCAUUGUUUGCGGGUCUUGAGUCAUCGGAGAUGGUGUGUUCGGUGGUGGCCGGCCCUGCCGGCCUCUCAAUUUAUGCCGCUACGCUCAACAACGCCCGGGGGUUGGUGUUUUACGUGCUGGCCGGCGUCAACGGCCUCGCGCUCGUGUGCAUGAUAUAUUUGACAAGACACUUAAAGAAGUAUUCAGCAGAUCUCAACUAUUCGACAUUGCAAACAACUUGAUACAUUGCAGGAACCCGAAGUAUCAUAAUUUUAUUUUUUCUGUAUCAUAUAAAAUUAUAUUGAUACUACAUGAACACGUAUUUG